AUGUGUGUGCAGGAGCUGACGGAGCUGUCGGAGCUGACGGAGCUGACGGAGCUGACGGAGCUGUCGGAGCUGACGGAGCUGUCGGAGCUGACGGAGCUGUCGGAGCUGACGGAGCUGUCGGAGCUGACGGAGCUGACGGAGCUGUCGGAGCUGACGGAGCUGACGGAGCUGACGGAGCUGUCGGAGCUGUCGGAGCUGACGGAGCUGUCGGAGCUGUCGGAGCUGACGGAGCUGUCGGAGCUGACGGAGCUGUCGGAGCUGACGGAGCUGUCGGAGCUGUCGGAGCUGUCGGAGCUGACGGAGCUGACGGAGCUGACGGAGCUGACGGAGCUGUCGGAGCUGUCGGAGCUGUCGGAGCUGACGGAGCUGACGGAGCUGUCGGAGCUGACGGAGCUGACGGAGCUGACGGAGCUGACGGAGCUGACGGAGCUGCAGCUGGGGUUGGAGCAGUUGUUAUGA
This is a messenger RNA of Knipowitschia caucasica, 459 nucleotides long. The record is from the annotation of a GenBank genome assembly. NCBI's taxonomy places the organism in Eukaryota, Metazoa, Chordata, Actinopteri, Gobiiformes, Gobiidae.